Messenger RNA from Necator americanus (New World hookworm), 303 nucleotides. RefSeq lists its product as uncharacterized. NCBI's taxonomy places the organism in Eukaryota, Metazoa, Nematoda, Chromadorea, Rhabditida, Ancylostomatidae. The transcript has a single exon. The coding region runs from base 1 to 303 and encodes 100 amino acids. The record is from RefSeq and is a predicted model, not a curated record.
AUGCCGCUGCGUCUCACUUUCAUCGAUUUGAAGAAAGCCUUUGAUACAGUUGAGACCGAAGCGGUCAUGGAGGCCUUGGACAACCAAGGCGUCCUUACUCCAUAUAUAAAGAUACUUCGUGAGUUAUAUAGCAACUUCACGACCAAAAUUUCUCCGCUCUACAAUGAUGUCAUAGUCGACGUGAAGAGAGGGGUUCGUCAGGGCGACACAAUUUCACCCAAAAUAUUCAGUGCCACUCUCGAGAAGACGAUGCGAAGAUUGGAAUGGGAUAACAUGGGAGUGAAGUUAAGUGUUGAAUUUUGA